AUGCAAUCAUACAGUGAUCCAAAGGCAUCAAGAUCUUAUGGAUGGUUCGCUAAAGGUGAUGAUGAAGUUGUGUCUGAUCCAACAUUUAAUAAUGGUUUUGGAACAUCAAUGUUAUUCAUGGAACAAACGCAAAAAGAAGCCAUUAUUGAGUCAGCUCUUUCUAUGACAGCAUUCAGACCUUAUGGACCUAUUCCCGCUGAAAUUAGGAAUGUAUCAACAAAGACAAGUGCUCCAUCUUGCAGAGUCCAAUUUUCUGUAACAAGAGAUGAAGGAUGGUCUGAAUUUUAUCAAAUGUGUUCUGAUGUUGAAGUAACUGUUGAUAAUGGUUACUUGAGAUUUACAACUUCUAGUAUAGAUUUCUGCACUGUUCCUGUAUUUUACAAGAAUCCAGGAAUUGAGCAUGUUAUUCAAUUAAGAUCAGGAAGCCCAGUUACAUUAUUAGGAGCAUCUCAAUGGAGAUGUCAGACGCAAAAUAACAACAAAGGUUUGAAUUGCAGUGAAGAACAUGAUUGGGAAGAUUUCAUACCAGAAAACUAUAGUGGUAUAAGAGCAACAAUGCCUAACUCUAUGAUUUCGCAGUCAUCAUCUGGCGUGAAAAUUAAUUUAGCUGGAGGUUUGGCUGAUUCAUCAGACAUGCGUGAAGCAGGUAUGAGAGCAACUGUUAGUUUGAAAUUAUUUGAAAAUUCUGCAAUUAUUUUAAUUGUUGUUUUCAUUAUUUUAUUGGUUGUUUACAUCUACAAGCCAUGUGCUUGCUGUGUACAAUACUGCUGUUGCUGCUGCAAUGGAUCCAACGAAGAAGAAGAUCAAUUAGAUGAUAUGGAUUCAAGAAAGAAGAAAUAA
Messenger RNA from Trichomonas vaginalis G3, 840 nucleotides. RefSeq lists its product as uncharacterized. The coding region runs from base 1 to 840 and encodes 279 amino acids. The transcript has a single exon. Lineage: Eukaryota; Parabasalia; Trichomonadida; Trichomonadidae. The record is from RefSeq and is a predicted model, not a curated record.